Messenger RNA from Fundulus heteroclitus (mummichog), 1947 nucleotides. RefSeq lists its product as uncharacterized. The record is from RefSeq and is a predicted model, not a curated record. The coding region runs from base 736 to 1671 and encodes 311 amino acids. NCBI's taxonomy places the organism in Eukaryota, Metazoa, Chordata, Actinopteri, Cyprinodontiformes, Fundulidae. The transcript has 5 exons. Gene Ontology annotation, biological process: regulation of transcription by RNA polymerase II.
ACCCAGAAGUCUGAUACAUUAAUUCAGUGAUGUGGGACGUUUCUCUGCUCUUAGAACCGUUCCCACACACAGAGGAACAACUCUGGAGAACACAGGAGGCCAGAACAGGUUUCUGGGAUCAGAACCUCCGGUUCCUCGUCAGCCUGUGAACUCUGACCCGUAGAACCGAGGACGGGUCUGACUGCUGCAGUGGGUCGAGGUAUAGGAGGUUCUCCUGGUUCUGCUGCUGCUGAGAGGAACACAGUUCUUCUGACGUUCCUCCAUGGAACCAGAGAAGCUCUCCCUGGCUGUGCUGCUCCUGCUCUCCUCCCUCCUCCUCCUCCUCACCAGCAGCCCUCCAACAAUGGACCCGUUGUUCUGCUGCCACGUCACGGCUCAGCAGGAACCGCAGGAACCGGAGCCGCCUGGGCCCGGAGAACCAGGAAGAGUUUGACCUCCAUGAUGUUCUGCUGAUGAUCAGAACCAGAGAACCGCUGCUCUGCUGCUGCCAGCAACAGGAACUGAAGCAAGCGGCGCAGCGAGGACAGGAAACAGGAAGUACAGCUGCAGCCUCACAGGACGGCGAGGACGCAUGCUGGGAGACGUCCUGCCUCUGUUUGUGGACAAACAUCAGCUGGGAAUGACCGUCUCACCUGUUCUCAGGUAGGAGGAAGGUGUGUCUGCAGGAAUGUUUCCUGGAGGACGUCUAACCUGCUGUCUGUCUCUCAGAGCGUCUGCAGCGCGGCUUCAGGGACCAUGAGCGCAGCUAAAAGGAGAAGCGGCUUCCAGAUCACCAGCGUCACCUGCGACUUGCUCCACCUGACCUCCCCGACCGACCAAUCAGGCGACCCGUCCACCGGCCGGCCCCUGGGAAGCUCCUCUCAGCCAAACACGCCGUCUCUGCAGAAGAAAUACAUCUCCCAGGAUGCAUUGGGCCAGCGGGCCGGCUCCAGGUUCAGGGUGGUGAGGCUGAGGGAGGGCGGGGUCGGUGGCGGUGGGCGGGGCCAGCCGUACCGGCGGGGCAGGUGGACCUGCACGGAGUUCAGGGAGCGGGUGGAGGGGGCGGGGCUAAGAUGGGUCAUGGACAGCAUGAGGAACGCCCAUUCUCUGGACUCCCUGGACAUGAUUGGCUGGGACAGAGAAAGGGGUGGAGUCAUCUCCCAGGACACCUCCCACCCGUCGGCUCUGCCACUAAGAGGAAUGGAGGGGGCGGGGCUUGUUUCCAGAAGUGGACCACCGUCACCGACACACCAAGAACCACACGGCCUGAAAGAGCCAACCAGAGGACAGCGUUCAGACUCCGCCCCCUCACCUGCUCCACGCCGCCCACAACACUUCCCCCAGCCGUUACAGCCUGGCCCCCCUGCACAGCGUGUCUUCAGGACGUCCCAGUCUCUGCCCAGCUCUCCCCCCUCUGGACGUCCCACCCUGACACCUGUCCACUCCUCAGCCUUCGGCCUGGGGGACAGUCUGGACACCAGUGCUGCCGCUGUUCCAGCCAUCGACAGUAAGAUAGAACAAGCCAUGCCGUCUCCCUUGUUCCUCCAGGACCUGGCCAAGACUCACCUGAUGCUAGCGGUGCGUGAUGAGGUGGAGCUUCUGAGGGAACAAAUCCGAGAUCUUCAGGAGAAGAACCAGCAGCUAGAGACGGAGAACCGAGCGCUGAAGCAGCGGCAUUACGCCGCAGAGUGAUGGAACCGCGGGGACAUCACCUGUGGAACACCUGCGGGACACCUGCGGGACACCUGCAGGACGAAGCAACCAGCCGCUGCAGCAGCAACUGGACCUUAGCCAGAACAUCUGUGGAAGAAGAGGCCACACAGAUUUCAGGCUUUAUCUGCCAGAUUGUCUUUAUUUGAAGCAACGGACAGUAAGCAGGGUCAGCUGGGGUCAAAGGUUAACAAGUUUCUGCCCACAGGGUCUGUAAAUGUUUUGGUUUCCUGGAUUAAAGUAAAAGUCGCCCCACAA